AUUCAUCCUGCCAAGGCUCAUGCGACUAAGAUAAUGUUCAAUCUGACACUUGAGGGCGCCCUUAGCAGUGAUGGCGAGUUUGACAAAUCUGUCGAGAUAAACAGUCACUGAACAAUAUUUACAUGCAGAAAACAGUUGGUUUAUGACAGUUUCUUUAGAGUUUUCAGCAACGGUUAAAGGAUAAACAUGAGUGCAGCAGAUUUGAAGGAGCAGGGCAAUCGGUUCUUUGGAGCUCAUAAAUACGAAGAGGCAAUCGGGUGCUAUUCAAAAGCAAUCUUAAAGAACUCUUCCGAUGGAAAGUUUUUCACCAACCGGUCGUUAUGCAAACUGAAGCUAAGACGCUUUGAUGCUGCUGCAGAGGACUGUCGUCUGGCUCUAGAACUGGAUCAGAAUAACGUCAAGGCACAUUGCUUCUUGGGUCAUGCACUGCUUGAACAGGAGUUAUAUGACGAGUCCAUAGCAAGUCUAUCCAAAGCUCAUGAUCUUGCAAAGGAACUGAAGCUCAACUACGGUGAUGAUAUAGCAUGUACUUUAAGAUCAGCUAAAAAGAAAAGAUGGUCUGCCAUGGAAGAGAAACGAAUCCAACAGGAAAUACUGCUACAAUCUUUCCUGAAUAGAUUGGUACUAGAUGACAAAGAAAGGCAAAUGGCAGAAUUAAAGAUAGACGACGAAAAGGACACUAAAGAAGAAUCAGAAGAUCAGAAACAACAGAUAGAAACAGAUUAUGACAAACAUAUCAAGGAGCUGAACGAGUUAUUUGCAGCUGUUGAUGAAAGGAGGAAAACAAGAGAGGUACCAGACUAUCUGUGUGGUAAGAUCAGCUUUGAGAUCAUGAAGGAUCCAGUUAUAACACCCAGUGGUAUUACGUAUGACAAGAAAGAUAUUGAAGAGCAUUUACAGAGAGUCGGCCAUUUUGACCCUGUGACCCGCAUCAAGUUGACCCAGGACCAGUUGAUUCCAAACCUCGCCAUGAAGGAGGUCAUUGCAACCUUCUUAGAUGAAAAUGAAUGGGUUGAGGAAUACUGAACGCAUUUAUAGAUAAGUGUACAUAUACAACUCUGUUCGAAAGCGUGACUUUCACGCCCACUUAACAUAAACUUGCUCCACCGUUACCGGAAGCCCAAAUUAGUUGCAUUGAGCAGGACCCGGGAAAGUACUCAGUAUACAGUGCUUAAAGACACUGGACACCUUUGGUAACUCUCAAGACCACUCUUCUCACUUGGUCUAUC
Molecule: messenger RNA, 1229 nt
Organism: Asterias rubens (European starfish)
Lineage: Eukaryota; Metazoa; Echinodermata; Asteroidea; Forcipulatida; Asteriidae
Product: STIP1 homology and U box-containing protein 1-like
Exons: 7
Coding region: 187-1026 (279 amino acids)
Biological process (GO): cellular response to misfolded protein; protein polyubiquitination; protein quality control for misfolded or incompletely synthesized proteins
Cellular component (GO): cytoplasm; Z disc
Molecular function (GO): ubiquitin protein ligase activity; protein-folding chaperone binding
Source: RefSeq, a predicted model, not a curated record